AAAAAAAAAAAAAACACAGAGAGAGGUAGAGAUGGAGAGCUCGAGUUCGAGCAGCGAGCUACAGAAGCUUGUAGAAGCCAUAAAAAUUUCAGAGUGCAUGUUAAACAAGGCUGUUUUGAAUGUGGCUGCAAAACAUCUUGAUUCAGAUAUUUCCGGAUGUUUAUUACAGUUUCUUUUACUUGGAACAAAGGCAAGCAUAUGGUGUGGGAAACAUCUCAAAAUGACUGCUAUGUCAACUGAGGAAUCUCCAGAAGAAGAACAUUGCAGCUUCUUUUACCAGCUGCUACUGGAUUUUUUGCGCUUCUCUGCUUCUAGCUUUUCAUCUAUGACAAGAUACUCAAUUGUGACUGAUAAGGCAUCAAUGGAGAUUGUUGAAAAAUUCAUUCUAGAACAGUUGAAUCUAACAAAAGAUGCAAUAUCUGAAAUUAAGAAUAUUGACUCAAUUGGUGCAGAGGUUUUAAAGACUGCACAAGCAGUCAUUGAUGCUGUCAUAAGACUCUGCAAGGAGUAUUCACAAGUAAUUAAUUGGGAGUUUUCUGGUGCAGAACCUGACAAUAAUGAGAAUGGUAUGGACUGUGAACAGGCAUGUAUUAAGAAUCAUUUUAUGAACAUAACAACAGUUACAGUAGAAAAGUUGUUUGAAUUGGGCAUUCUUGCUGCAAAUGAUGGUGGAAGUCUCGUAGCCAUUCUUAAUGUGUCAUGGAAAGGUUUGGUUACCUUGCUUCAGCUAGCCAAGGGCAAAUUGCCAGUAAAAGUGAAAGUAGCGGAUAUCAUUGUGACUUUAAUUUCACUCAUCAAUGGUUCUCUGAAAUGUGCAGCUGAGGCUUGGUCUUCUUCUCAAAAGGAGACUGUUUCCAUAAAUGAAGCUAGAAGGAUAUUUGUUCCAAUAAAGUUUUACCUGAUUAAUGCAGUAAAAUUAGCUUCCCUAUAUCCGUGCCAGGCAUAUCUGGUUUAUAGAGACUUAGCACUCUGUGUCUUGACGAUCUCAACCUUUAAGUUGUUAGUGAGCCAUGAAAAGCUAUUGAAAAAUGUCAGCGAAGUGAUGGCUGAACUUUUGGAAAAAACAUCCUUGGAUUUGCUUAGUUCUUUGCUAAAUUCAAAUGAUGUGAAGCAGGAAUUCAAAUAUGAACUUCUAGAUUGGUUAUUCUUUGACGACUGCAGGUCAGAUGCUGUUAAUGAAAAUCCAGUUAGUAAACGUAGCAUGACUUCAAUGGAUGAGAUCUUUUCAGUGAGUUAUGAAGCUAUGCCUAGGUCAAGAGUAUUGUUGCUUGGUCAAGUGGCACUUUUUUCCAGUUUUCUGAGAUACUCCUUUGAUUUUGAGGAAGAUGUAAAACUUAUGAUAGCUAGAAAACUUGGUUGGUUUAUGAAUUUAAUAAUUGAUGAAGACAUUUAUUCUUCCAUUCUUGUUUCGCAGAUUCCGGUAUUGUAUGUUUCAGGAAAAACUGUUGAAUUAAUUUGGGGGCCCAUGUUUUCAAUUCUUUUGCAUGCCUUAAAAACCUUCAUGAUAGUGGUAUCUUCAACUUUAGCUUGGGAGGAGUUAGGGUCUUUCCUGGUUAAGAAUUUCUUUCAUCCUCAUUUCCUUUGCUCAGAAAUCAUGAUGGAACUUUGGUGCUUUUUGGUUCGGCAUGCUGAGAUGGAGUUGGUGAAUGGCUUCAUUGUUGAGCUAUGUGCAUUAAUGAAAUUAGUAGCAUCUCCAGAAUCAGUUUUUGUUCCAGCUUCUAAUCUCAGAAAAAUGGCGAGAUCAAUCUGCAUGUUUCUCUCAUUCAGCACCACAUCAGUGGUGGAUUGUGUUUACAAUUCUGUGGUGGGCAACGAUAGAUCUCAGUUAUCAUCAAUUUUAUAUGCAGCCUUGCUUUUGGAAGGCUUUCCACUGAGCAAGCUAUCACAAAAAAUGACAAGUAUUGCUAAAGAAAAAAUCAUUUCUGAUUAUUUUGAUUUCAUUAAUAGUUUUGAUGACAAAUCAUUGACUGUCUCCUCUUCUGAAUAUGGGGCUCCAGUUUUUGCGCUAUCUGCUUCAUUGCAGUCACACCAGGUUACCAUGUCUGACAUUGACAUGAAGACCUUGAAGUUCCUAGUUGCUAUUGUUUGUGGUUAUAGGAAUUCUGUGGACAAAUUCAAGAAGGAAUUUUGUUGUAAGCUUUUGAGUCAAACAUUAGGGAUUGUCUCAAAUUUGAGUCACCUAUAUGCAGCUAAAGAAAUGGAGGAGGUCAUCUUGGAGCUUCACGAUCUGUUUGUUUCAGGGCCAGCAGCUUCAGAUACUCUGUUGCAUCAAUGCAAACCUGGAUUGGCACUUUUCUUGGCUGGACUUAGUAACAUGGGGAUGUCGGAAAGUGAUGAUUGUGCUAAAAGCUCUGCUGUGUGGGAGUUGUAUCACAUGCUUUUGAGAGAGCGACACUGGGCAUUUGUUCAUCUAAGCAUUGCAGCUUUUGGAUAUUUUGCUGCUCGUACUAAUUGCAAUCAGCUAUGGAGAUUUGUGCCCCGAGAUGCAGCCCUUUCAUACGAUCUAGUGACAGGAAAUGAGGCGAAUGAAGAAAGAUUUAUGUCUGAGUUUAAGGCUUUUCUUGAGAAAGAAAUGGCUCUUCCUGCUGUUAUAAACAGCUCCGAGCAACAGGGGCUACUUCUUGAGGAAGGCUUUGCUCUAAAAGAAAAGGUUCGGAAGGUCUCAAAUGUCAAUACAGAUGUUGCAAGAUGUGAUAUCAUGGAGAUUGAUGAUGAAAACCAAUCAAUCAAGAGAAGGAAACUUCCUGAUGGAAUUAAAAAGGGAGUGGAACUAUUGCAUGAUGGCUUGAAAAUUAUCAGUGACAGUCUUACCCAGUGGCAACCAAAUCACAUAGAGUCAGCUGAACUUCAUGACAAGUUCUUGACUCACUUUUCUAGCCUUGAAAAUGUGAUUUCAAACUUGCUUGUUCUUAGUGGCAGUGAUUAA
This is a messenger RNA of Durio zibethinus, 2926 nucleotides long. Lineage: Eukaryota; Viridiplantae; Streptophyta; Magnoliopsida; Malvales; Malvaceae. The record is from RefSeq and is a predicted model, not a curated record.